AUGCGCUGUCGAGUGCUGGUAUUAUGCGGAUUGUUGAUGCCCUACGCCGCCGAGCGAGUCCCGUCGCUCGAGAAGUUAGACAUUGAGAAGCCGCAAAACGAAGGGGAGUUCGCUGUCCAAUCGAGGAGUUUCCAAACGGAGGCCUCGCGCAGCUUCUUGAGUCGUCACCCAGACAGCGACGCGUCACUUCUGGCAGAACGAGCCGAUGCUCUUCAGCAUUUCCCCAGCUCUUGCACCAAUGGAACCCUCCGGCUCACUGGCAAGUACGAGGUCACAGAAGUCGUCGCGGUUCAAGGAGAUUGCGACAUCGUCGGUGACGGCGCAGAGCUGCAGCUUUACGAGCGUUUGAUCUUCAAUGGAAGCGUGCACUUAUCCGGAGUCAUCAGAAUCUCCGCUCAGCGCGCUUUGCUUGGGGCGUGCCUGAAGGUAGCAGGCAACUGCACCGUAACGAAGAGUGCAGAAGUGGCCUUCGGGGGCUGCAGCAACGAAGCCGUCAUUGGAGGCAAGAGAAUCGGCAACAAGGGGGAAUUCAACAGUCGCAAAGGCGGCGGCAGAGGCCUUCAAUAUGUAGAACGAGGAGGUGGUCUCAAUGUUGUGGGAGCCCUUCAGAUUCUCGGGAAUCUGAGCUUUCACAACUGCCACAGCCUGGAAAGUGGAGGCGGCGCAGCCAACGUCAGAGGUCCAGUGCUGCAACAGGGCGGAAGCCUUGUGGUGACUGACUGCUCCUCCGAGAAACUUGGAGGCGGCAUCUAUGCUCAAGAAGGCUUUGACCAGUCUGGCGGAGAUGUGCGGAUCUCCAGAGUCAGAGCAGGCAACAAUGGAGGUGCCAUCUUGGCAAUGGGACGGUUCAGCCAGUCUGGUGGCACAAUGCUUAUCCAAGAAAGCACCAUCACGAACGGUGAGGGAGGAGGUGCCAUUGCCACUGCUCCCGCUCCACACAAGCAGACUACCUUCGUCCAGUCUGGUGGCACCUUGCGAAUAGAGCACAGCUCAGCCCCGAAAAGUGACAAAAGGGGAGGAGGUGGAGGAGCCAUUUUCACGAACUUCUUCUACAAGUCAGGUGGCCAUCUAGCAUUCAACAACUGCUCGGCGGUGUCCAACGCCAAAUCCGACAGGUUAGGAGGUGCAAUCUUCGCAAAGGGUGGCUUCAGCAUGUCCGGCGGCUUCUUUCGCGCUGAAGACUGCUCCGCAAAGAAAUAUGGAGGUGCACUCCACAUUUACGGCAACAUGAGCGUCUCUGGGGGCGAGCUCGUGUUCGAGAGAUGCUCCCUGAAGCAUCUCGUGAAGAAGGCCAAACGGAAGAACAUUUACCAAGAGGAGAAGAAGCUCUUUGGGCGGAGCCAUGGAGGUGCCAUCAAUGCGGUAAACUUCAUCCAGUCGGGCGGCGCUGUGCGGAUUGCAGACUGUGCUACUGACGAGGGGAAGGGUUACGGAGGCGGUCUUAGUGCCCAUCACAGUCUCACGCUGACCGGUGGCAUUCUGGACGUCAGACAGUCUUCUUCAUCCUAUUAUGGAGGUGGCCUGUACACCAGGAUCUUUACACAGCUGGGUGGCAUGUUGAACGUGCAGCAUUGCUUUGCAGUUCAAGGAGGCGGCAUCUAUGUGAACGAUGGACCAGCCAAUCAGAUCGCUGGGAACAUCUCCGUGCACGGUUGCCACGCAUCGGGACAGGGCGGAGGAAUAUUAAUACACAACAGUAGCUUUAGUAGCCACGGCUACUUGGAUGUCCAGCAAUGCAUGGCAUUGGGCGACAAAGGUGGUGGUCUCUUCGUCUAUAAUUCCAGUGUCAAUUUAUCAGGACGGGCAUCGUUUGUAGACUGCAGUGUUGACAAUGGACAUGGCGGCGGCAUUUAUUCCAGCGGCAACAUUACCAUCACCGGGCCAGCAACGUUCAAGAAUUGCGAAGCCAAGUACAAGGGUGGCGGCUGCAUCAGUUUGGGCUCCGUGGAAAUGCAGAAUGCUACGUUUGAUCACUGCAAGGCAGAGGGAGCCGGGCUUUGGGCCAAGCAGAGCAUCAAGAUUGCAUCGACGACUUACAUUGGCGAGCCUCAACCACCACGUGGCGCAAACAGCUUCAUAAAGUGCGACCAGAAAGGAGCCAUGUCCUUCGAUGUCGUUUAUUGUCCCAGAGGCUCCGGCCUCCGUGUCGGUGACCGAGCCAUGGGAUGUUAUAUGUGCAACCCUGGCCGCACACGGCUUUCGAGCAGCGGCAACGAUUUCUGCGUAGAAUGUCCGGAAGAAGCGACUCACAAUUGCACGCCAACUGAACUUGCUCUGCUGCCUGGCUUUAUGGCCCAGCUCGAGGAUCCCAGGAAUCUCUCGCGAAUCUUCCGCUGCCCGAACGAGAAAGCAUGUCCAGGGGGGAUCGUCUCCGCAGCAGAGUCCUUCGGCCAACCACCAGAGACCGUCCAAGCCAUGUGUGCAUCUGGAUUUGAAGGCUUAGGGUGCUUGCAGUGCAACGCGUCGUCCCAUGCCAGAUCCGACAACAGCGUGCUGCAGUGCAUCAAAUGCGAAGACUCCUUCAGUCAGGUGGCUACGCAUGUGAUGUUCUACGUCGGAAAGGACACCCUGCUGUUCACUUCAGCUGCCCUCAGUGUGCUCAACGUGGGGUCGAAGAAGACCAGCAGUGGAGUCUUGAUCAACCAGCUUAUGGCCUUCGCUGCCGUGUCAGGGAGCAUAAUGUCUGGCGUGAUGCAAACGCAAUCCUUCCGUACACUCAAACAGAGCACCCGGGAAUGGUUGAACGGCCUGGGCUUGGCUGUGGAUACGCUGCAGGGAACGAGCGGUUCUGCCGGCAUGUCCCUCGAAUGCAUAGCCGGUGACCUGGGACUUGGCAAGUCCCUCCUCCAUGCACACCUUCUAUCUUGUAUCACGCCGCUCAUCCUCAUCGUCUUCCUGGCCAUCAAGAGGGACCCCUGGUUAGCGAUGGUGGUUGGGACCAACGUCUUCCUGCCGGGCUUCGUGGCUUUUUUCGGGAAGUAUCUCGUAAUGCUCAGGCUGCGGCCAGAGGGCGAAGUCGGAGGAGAGAUGCGCUAUGAGUUCCUGCCACCAAUCCUGCAGUCGCCGAACGAGGUGAUUACACUCAUCAUUGUGAUUGUGUCGGCGUGCUUCUCUCUGGCCAUAUACGGCUGGGUGCAUGCUGUGCUUCGAAGGAAGGAGCCGCCCCCCGUACAUGUAGCAUAUCUGAUGCUGCCAUACAAGCCCGAGUUUGCUUUCUGGGAGGUCGAGCGGCUGGUGCGGAAGAUGCUCCUGGUGCUCGUCAGCUCGAUGCUGCCCACGGCAAUCUCUCCCGCUUUGCAGAUGGAGGGAAUCGCGCUUGUCCUACUUUGCUCAUUGGGUCUCUAUGCCUCUUUCCGGCCCUACAAGGCAGACGCCUGGAAUCUGGCCGAGAUCUCGCUGCUUCUCGUGGCCUUGGCCAUUGCAGGGUUAACGACCUGCUUGCUCGCAAACGAUCUCCAUUGGGCGCACUCAGAAUCAACGCAAGUCGUAUUGAUCUACCUGAUUUGUUCACUGGCUGCAGGAAUAUCAAUUGGGAUGGCUGUGUUGAUUGCUUUCGCCCUGCUGCGUGAACGCCGCGAGCGUAAGCACCAGGACAGGGUAUGA
Molecule: messenger RNA, 3603 nt
Organism: Symbiodinium sp. CCMP2592
Lineage: Eukaryota; Dinophyceae; Suessiales; Symbiodiniaceae
Source: the annotation of a GenBank genome assembly